This is a messenger RNA of Rhopalosiphum padi (bird cherry-oat aphid), 660 nucleotides long. Its product is annotated as probable cytochrome P450 28a5. Gene Ontology annotation, molecular function: oxidoreductase activity, acting on paired donors, with incorporation or reduction of molecular oxygen; monooxygenase activity; iron ion binding. The transcript is spliced from 3 exons. The record is from RefSeq and is a predicted model, not a curated record. Bases 1 to 660 code for a protein of 219 amino acids. NCBI's taxonomy places the organism in Eukaryota, Metazoa, Arthropoda, Insecta, Hemiptera, Aphididae.
AUGCAAGAUAACUGCAAUGAUAUUGAGAUCGACCGCGAAAUAAAACCGGACUCGAUGGUUAUUCCUAUCGUGAAAAAACCGAAAAACCCGCAGACGACCGAGAAGAUUUCGGAAUUCUCCGGUUUAAAGGCGGCCAAACCGUUCUUCAGAUCGAUGCCAAACAUCAAAAUAACGAUGUCCGGCGGCGAUGGGGAUGUACCGCGGCAGAGUCCCGUAGACGCGUCACUCGACGAGUAUCGUCCGUCACCGAUUCUGCUGCCCAACUACGCGGGGGCCGCAGAUGAGGCGAAUGAUCGCCAUAGUGAACGCCGCCGUGAUGGCGCCUGCAGCAUCAGAAGCCAAAUCGCCGGUUCCCGCGUCGUUGUUACCACAACAUUCCGGCGACGAUCCGACGAGACUGCUCGAAAGUACUUUACUGCUUUUAGCAUAUUGAGAGUAGCUACAAAAACUUACACUCUACCCGACGAAUCGUUUGUUAUCGAAAAAGGACAAAAGCUUAUUGUACCGAUGUUCAGCAUACGUCGUGAUCCAAAAUAUUAUCCCGACCCGAUGAGAUUUGAUCCGGAACGAUUUUCUAUGGAACAAAAAUUCCAACGUCCUAAAGGCACUUACUUGCCGUUCGGCGACGGGCCUCGAAUAUGCAUAGCCAAUAAGGCAUAA